CUAAGAUGAAGAUUACUCAAAUCCUCUUGGUUGCCAUGAUUUUGGCAAUUUACGUUACACCAUUCUGUAUGGCUAUUCGUAAUCAUCACCAACCAACUACUUUCCAACAAUUGAAGAAUGAAAUCCGUGAAAAUAUUUUGAAGGAUGAACAAUUGACUCAAAAGUUGUUGAAUUUCUCCGUCAAGCAAACUGGUGCCAAGGUUACCUUGCCAAAGGCUGGUUUCUCCUUGUGUCCAAUGUGUAUUCAAUUGUUGGAUCAAACUAUUAACCAAUUGUUGAACGUUAUCUUGAACUCUGGUGUUAUUGGAAGUUGUGGUGUCUUGUGCUCAUACUUGUCCAACUUUGGUUCCCUCACUAUUGCUGCCUGUAACUUGGUCUGUGAUUAUUUGGGUGUUGAAGAAUUCAUUAACUUGAUCAAGAAGGCUGAUUUGGAUGCUAUCUAUGGUUGUCAAUUAGUUGGUAUCUGUCCAGUUCACAACUGCAAGCUCCCAACUUGUGCUCAAUUCUUCAAUACUAGAGUUGUUCCACAAUCUGCUCCAAAGGGUACUACUUUCACUGCUGUUUCUCAAUUGAGAGUCUACAAUCAAACUGGUACUGGUGAACUUGCUUUCGAAGUUAAUGGUCCAGUCACUGGUGAUAUUUCUGGUGGAGAAUUGCUUGCUGAAGGUUUCCAACCAGGUACUUUUGAAAUUCAAAUCCAAAUCCAAGCUCAAGAUGAUCCAAACAACAACAUCUCUUGGGGAGUUGGUACUUACGAAUUUGUUGCUGCUGCUUGUGAAGGUGAAUGCGGUUCUAAGCAUCCAAACAGCAGAAUUUUGGCUGAAACUCAUGCCUUGUUCAAUGUUACUGCUUAAAUUUAAAUAGUAAAUAUAUUGAAUUUUUGAAA
Naegleria gruberi is the source of this 886-nucleotide messenger RNA. RefSeq lists its product as uncharacterized. Lineage: Eukaryota; Heterolobosea; Eutetramitea; Acrasida; Naegleriidae. The record is from RefSeq and is a predicted model, not a curated record. Bases 6 to 854 code for a protein of 282 amino acids. The transcript is spliced from 4 exons.